AUGUCUGUCGCUCACAGAAACAUUAAUAUCGAUUCCGUAAAUCUAGCGCAGAAGUCCGGUCUGACUCUGACGAUAUUAGGAUGCGGAACUCUGGGAAUUGCCAUAUUAUCGGGCAUAUUUGCCUCUCUCGCAGAGGCAGGAAGUCACUCCGCAUACCCAUCGGAGUCCGGCACCACCACACCCUCUGAAAUGGUCCCGCAGCAAAAGAUCCCCAGUAAAUUCAUUGCCUGUGUACGGCGACCCGAGUCUGUAAAGCGCGUCCACAAAGCCCUCGAUGGCUUCUCCAUGCCGUUAACCGUGGUACAAAAUGAAAACGUCAAGGCCGUCGAGCAAGCUGAAGUAGUCAUCCUGGGCUGCAAACCAUACAUGCUUCGAGAUGUGCUUGACGAACCGGGAAUGUGCAAAGCGCUCCAGGGAAAGCUUUUGAUAAGCAUUCUGGCCGGUGUAACCGUGGAACAGAUCGUAGACACUCUAUACCCGCCGACAUCUUCAGUUCCAGAAUCAAACCGCUGCCGUGUUGUUCGUGCCAUGCCCAACACCGCUGCUCUGGUCCGCGAAUCGAUGACCGUCAUCGCCACCUCCAACCCGCCUCUCCCCGAGGAAUGGAACGUGCUGAUAUCCUGGAUAUUCUCCCGGGUGGGACGGGUUGUAACACUCCCGCCGUCCAUGAUGGAUGUAUGCACAUCGCUUGCAGGCUCUGGACCCGCAUUUGCCGCACUGAUCAUGGAGGCGAUGGCAGACGGGGCUGUGUCAAUGGGUUUACCGAGAGCUGAGGCACAGAUGAUGGCUGCCCAGGUCAUGCGUGGUACGGCUGGUAUGGUUCAAAGUGGUGAGCAUCCGGCGCUGAUUAGGGAGAAAGUCAGCACCCCUGGAGGAUGUACGAUUGGUGGGUUGUUGGUGCUGGAGGAGGGAAGGGUUAGGGGGACGCUUGCACGAUCGGUUAGAGAAGCAACCGUUGUCGCGAGUCAGUUGGGGCAGGGCAUUCACGGUGUGAAUAAAACUCGAUUUUAA
Paracoccidioides brasiliensis Pb18 is the source of this 1011-nucleotide messenger RNA. Its product is annotated as pyrroline-5-carboxylate reductase. Gene Ontology annotation, molecular function: pyrroline-5-carboxylate reductase activity. The coding region runs from base 1 to 1011 and encodes 336 amino acids. Gene Ontology annotation, biological process: L-proline biosynthetic process. The transcript is spliced from 2 exons. The record is from RefSeq and is a predicted model, not a curated record.